Messenger RNA from Spodoptera litura, 3925 nucleotides. RefSeq lists its product as uncharacterized. Gene Ontology annotation, molecular function: ubiquitin binding. The record is from RefSeq and is a predicted model, not a curated record. Gene Ontology annotation, biological process: ubiquitin-dependent protein catabolic process via the multivesicular body sorting pathway. Lineage: Eukaryota; Metazoa; Arthropoda; Insecta; Lepidoptera; Noctuidae. Gene Ontology annotation, cellular component: ESCRT I complex.
GUUUGACAGUAUUUGCCAGACACACGUAAAAAUAAUAAAAUUACGUACAAAAAUAAUUCAUUUCCAGAUAUAAAUCAUUUGUAGCGAUAAUGAGAAAUAUUUCAGAAUAUGUGCAAUUAUUAAACCAAUUAUAAAAACUAUUUAAAGAGUGAUGACGUUGAAUUGGGACUAUGUAACCUUAAAAGUGUUAAAAGAAACAAACUUUGCUUUCUCAUUGUUUGAUAAUCAUCGUUAUCUGGGCAGAACAGUGCGUUGAUAUGUCACAUUUUGGAGAUUUUAUGGACGGUGUGCCCGUUAAAAUAUCGGAGAAGUAUAAGAGGCCGCUGAGAUUUGAUUUACCUUAUACAGUAAACGAAUGUCCAAUUAGAGCUCAGGCUGUCGUGGACAGCGCUAAUUAUUCGUGUGCGUUUGAAAGAAACGUCCUUGCCAAACUUAAGGAGCUUAGAAAUGCGAAAGAAACGAAGAAGAAUGAAAGGCGGCAUCGUCUCCAGUUGCUGCAGGAGGCGGAGCAGAAGAGGCUCGAUGCGAUAGCUGCCGCUGAGGACGAGGAGCGGCUCAAACAGCUGAGUGUGUCCGAGGUGUCAUACCCUAGCACUGAUGAAAUAAGCCCAUUGUCUCCUGAUGAGAAAGCUGAUAAAAACUGUGAUAACAUUGCUAAAUUAGAUAAACCAUUAGAGCAUACAGAUGUGACCACAAGUAUUGACUACCCUACUACUAGUGCUGCAGUUGAGUCUCAGCUUAAUAUACUGCAGCCUAUACAGGUGAAGACACAUCUGCAGGAGAACAGCCUACUAGAUGAUCCUGACCCCCUACAGAAUUUGAAGUUAAAUACAAAGAUUACUAAAAUACAACAUAACCCUAACAUAGACACGCUAACAUUUAGAGAUUUUGAGAAUGAUACAUCCAGUCCCUUUGACAAUGUGGAGCUGAAAACUAUAAAUGAUAUGGAGUUGCUGGCACAGGUGCUGCAGAGUCAGAAAGAUUCCACAACAAGCUGUCAGCCCCAGCCAAGUUAUGGGCCAGAACAUAGCUAUACCAUUCCUAACUGUGCCUCCCAACCACAUGUGGAGGGGGUCACAUAUCUACCAGCACAAUAUUUAGAUCAACCUAUCCAAAAUUCAAAUAUGAUGUAUGGAUCUCCACAACAUUAUCCAUUGUCCAAUGGGUACUAUAUACCUACAGAUAAUGAAGCUGCUAAUAUGUAUAUGCAUAACUACCAAUACUAUGUUCCUCCUAAUCCGUACACUCCUGUAGAACCUUAUUAUGGAAGUCAAAUGCCAACAACAUCAGCGGAUAUUGGUCAUGUGCCAAAUGGUUCAUACAUUCCACAGCCUUACUACUACCACCAGUACCCUCAAGUCCCUGUGGCAUAUCCACCAGGGAAUGCGCCGGAGGCUUACCCGGUUGUGUUGCCAAAUGAGAGCUCAGAUCAAACUACAGCAGCUACAGGCCCACAGACUGCAGUGAAAUCUAGGUCCAGGAGUGUGCCAGAUAUUGUAAGGGAAUUGAAUGAAGAGUUGGCUAAACUGCGGAUGAGUGAGAGAUCAUACAAUGCUAGCCCAGCUCCUAAAAACCAAUCUCCACAAACAUCUACUCCUGCUCCCGCUACAAGUAGUGACAGUAAGGUGGAGAAGAGGAGUAGGAAAAGAACAGAGAACUUGCCAAAUCCAUUUGAGAAGUUGUCACCAAAGUUGCAGGACAUGUGUAGGAAAAUUCAUGGAAUGGGUUUUCCUCUUGACAGGGUAGCUAGGGUGUGUACCCUUGUAGGUGAUAAUGACAAGAAAGUGAUCGAAGGUCUAUUAAUACUCGGUGAUCUAAUGGACCUCGGCUUCCCAGAGGGCAGGGUGUCCGCAGCGUUAGCUAAGCACGAAUUUAACAGGGACAAAGCUUUGGACGAGCUGGUACCGUAACAGAGUAAGAAAACCCCGAAUAUUUGUAAGAGGACUCUAGAGAAAUGAUUUCUCCAGAAGGGAAUCAAGGAUACUCCUGUAAGUCAGGUUGUGACUGACAGAAAAUGGCGGUUUGACAAAAUGGAACUGAUAGUGAUAAGAAUAGACUUACCGGCUUUGAAGCCGUGUCUAUCAGUCUUUAAACAGCACAGUAUACAGCGAGUGUUCGGAAUGGUAUAGAGAAAGGUCUAUGAACUGAUAGUGUCGGGAUUAUGAUGCAUUUUAAUAUUUCGUAGUUUGAAAUAUAGAGUCUGUAGGUACUGGUAUAAAUGAUAGUCGAUGUCUUCUAGCAGAUGCAGAGUUGCCGUUACUAUAAUUAUUAUUUCCGCUAAUUGCUAUGAUUAUAAAAGACAUGUUUUAAUUUUUCAAAGCGCGGUUUUUAUCUUAACUUACUAUGUUUAACAAUUUAAGUACUGAUGGACAUAAACGUAAAACAACACCACAUUGUUUUUUUAUAAAGUAAGAGAUGAAUCAACUUCUGAUUCAUAAACUUCACAGAAGUAAUUGUUUGUCGCUAUGUUUUUCCAUUUUGCGUAUAAAUGACGAUGAUAUAAAUGGCGAUGUGUGAGAGAGUAUAGUAUUUAUUUGCUAAAUCUGUUACUUGAGUAAGUGAAAUUAAUUCGAAAACACUGAAUAGAUUACUUUUUGUAGUAAUUUAAUUAUUUUUUAUUGUAAAAACUAAAAUUAAAGUCGCCAUUUCAUGUUAUCCUCAACUUCAAAAAUGUUAUCCUAAGUUACUGUUUAAGUAGAACAGUCAUACCGCUAGACAGGUUUUGACUAAAAAAUAUGAGCAUCCACUUCACUAAAGUCAUCACAAUGUAAUAUAAAAAAAACAGCAAUAAUUAGUUUCCUAUUAUUUCUAGGGAUGAAACGAUACCAUUGAGGUAUCGAUACUUUUACUCGAUACGGUAUCGGUCGUCAAGUAUCGAUACUUACUCGGUAUCAAUUGAAAAGUAUCGAUACUUACUCAUAUCGAAUAGUUUUUGGAAAAUUGAGUAAAAACGCUUUAUUAUAUAAAAACAAAAUUAUUUUUUAAAUUUACAAAAAGAAGUCUGCUUUUGUAGCGCUUCCUAAAAAAAUCAAUUUAUCUAAAUGCUUGCCUGUUAGGAAAACAAUAAUGACGAUGAAGUAAAUAUGGCGGCGGUGAAGCGGAGGCGCUGCUUGACUGUUUUUUUUUUCGGGCAUAGACAAACAAGCCUUGCAACAAAACAAACAAAAAAAUUGACAAGCGAAAAAUGGAUGCGUUCAAAAACUUUAAUUUAAGAUAUACAUUUUUUUAAAUCAAUGUUAAAAUGAUAUAUUGAUUUCGGCAUAAUUAUACUGAUAUGAGUACUUUUGACCGAUACCUACUCGAUACUUAUUUUCAAAGUAUCGAUACUAAAAGUACUUGGUAUCGGAGAAAAGUAUCGAGUAUGUACUUGUAUUUACUUGUAUCGUUUUAUCCCUAAUUAUUUCAUCAGAUGGACUUAGCUCUUCUAAGUUGUCUUGAUUGGAUAUAUGACAAUAUAAUAGCAAUUUAUUAAUUUACUUACUCUAUUGGCUCAGUGACACAUAGUGGAUCUUGGCAGCUGGGCUUCAAUACGAGAUUUAACUAUUUCUUGCGGUUCUUGGCGCAGUUUCUCGCCAAUUACUCGAGGCUUUCCUCAAAACCAUCUCCAUCUUUCUAGCGGUACCUUGAUCGACAUUGAAAUGCCAGUCGUCUGGUAGGUUUAAAGGUUAUACGCUUUCCUUGCACUUCAAUCGUCACCCAUUUUUUUUGAUGUGGCUUAGCCCAACUUAAAAUUUUUAGAAUGAUCUGUACUAAAAGUCCCUAAAUCGAAAUUAGCCAGAACAAACUAUGAUCUCUUAUUAAUCUGUGCCCCUCAGCUCCUUCUAUGAAUGACUAGCGUAUUAACCGCAACACAAUUAUUUGUUUACUUAAUCUCAGUUAAUUUGUCGCGGAGAACCUAACGGGUUACCGGGGCUCCAGCUCGACG